AUGGCAUCACAAAUCCACGGGGCCGUAUCUCAAGGCAAGGCCCAAGGUCAACAGGUCACAACGCCUGACGGUAGAGAAGAUGCAUCCGUCCAUACCAGAGAAGCGGACGAGUCAUCCUCGUUGGGAGACCAUGUUCAUGAUAAACGUGCGCAAGAGGCCCUUCCAACGAAGAAACAGAAACUCAAACAGCACUUUGCAAAAUACAAGUGGUGGUAUCUGGCCCUCACCAUAAUCAUCCUUGCUAUCUUGUUACCCCUUUUCUUCCUGGUUAUUCUUCCCGCUAUUGUUCAGCGCAUUGUCGACAACCAAGGAUUACCUGUAAACGGAGGGUCUUUUCUUACCCUGUCGCCAACGCAAAUGAUGGUAUCUCUUUCAACGUCUUUGAACACACCACUGCCGGCCGAUAUCGAUGCUACAACACUUUAUCUCUACAACCACGGCACGGCCAGUUUCUCUCCUUUCGGGAGCUUGAUCUUGCCGGCAUCCCAUGUGAAUCACGACACAGAGAUUUUGAUAGUGAAUCAGACUGUUACGGUCACCAACCAAACCGAACUGGAGUACUGGUUGAAUCAUGUCUUUGAUGACCCCACGGUCGAGCUUUCUGUCCGCGGUGAUGCAACAGUCCAUCUUGGGGCGUUGCACUCAAAUGCGCACAUUGACAAGACCGUGACAGUCGCUUCUCUAGAUAAACUCCGAGGGUUUGAAAUAAAGAGCCUGUCGCUUGUAUAUCCUCCCGAAGAGGACGGCACCAACCUCAAGGGCACAGUCAACCUCCCUAAUUGGGGUGCACUCACCCUAGGUCUCGGUAACCUCUCAUUUAACCUCAUGUCCGGGCAGGUCAGAAUCGGUCUCAUUACUAUUUUUGAUGUUGUGCUUCCACCAGGAAACAACACGCUCAACUUUUCGGGGCAGCUUUUCCUCCAUGAUCUUGUCCAGAAUUUUGGCAAGGUCCUUGACGCGCAGGCCGAAGCGCUGAAUAACGGCCAGAUUCAGCUCGAUGCAACAGGCAACACUACGAUUGUCAACGGCGAGCGCAUUCCUUAUAUUGAGAGUGUUCUCAAUAACAAACGUCUUACAUCGUACCUGUCGGUCAUCAAGUUUGUGAGUGACUUGAUCAACAGUGUUACUGGAGGUGGUGAUUCUUCAAUCGUUGAAAUUUUGGAAGAAGUUGUGGGGAAUAAGACACUCAUAGAGCAGGCGUUAUCUCACUUCAACAAAACCGGGAUAGCAACUUCGACGAAAAUCAAGAGAAAGACGCCCGUGCUCUUCAACGGGCGAAAGGCCGUUGACCUGCUAAAGAUUGGACUUAAAAUGGCAAGAAGGGUCUAG
Molecule: messenger RNA, 1329 nt
Organism: Neoarthrinium moseri
Lineage: Eukaryota; Fungi; Ascomycota; Sordariomycetes; Amphisphaeriales; Apiosporaceae
Exons: 2
Coding region: 1-1329 (442 amino acids)
Cellular component (GO): fungal-type vacuole membrane
Source: RefSeq, a predicted model, not a curated record